AUGGCGGCGAGAAAAUUGUUCUGCGGUAGUUUUUCUUUUACAAUUAUCAUGUAUUGUUUUUAAUUGACGUGUUGUUAAAUUCAAAACGUGUUUUAUUAUUCAAUAUGGGUCAACGUUCAUUUUAGCAUUUUAUAAUAAACCACAGAAUUUGUAAGAGUUUAACACGAAUUUCAAGAUGUCUAGUGACGAGGAUAAGCCUCCGGCACCACCGGUUCGGCUGACUAGUAACCGAGGGGGCGAAAGAGGUGAUUCAAUAACUACAGUUGAUAUGAGACCAUUGCCAAAAGAACCUGAAGAUGCUACCGAGAAAAAGAAGAAAACGCUCAAAGCAAAAAUAAAAAGUGUAAAAGCUCAUGCAGAUAAUAAUAAACCGAACAUCUCAUAUCCUACCAAUUUUGAGCAUACAAUCCAUGUUGGUUUUGAUCCAGUAACUGGGGAAUUUACGGGCAUGCCGGAGGACUGGGCUAAAUUACUUGUAUCUAGUACUAUAACAAAACAAGAACAAAAGAAAAAUCCUCAAGCUGUUUUAGAUGUUUUAAAAUGGUACGACAAUUCACAGCAGAGCCCCACAUCCAAAUAUAUGACACAUGGCCAUACAACCACACAUUCUGGUUCCUCCCUGAGUCGUGUAAGCUCUAGUUCCCCUAGCAGUACAACACCAACAGAUAGUGAAGGUGGUAGUGGUAAUUUACUACCAUGUAGUCUGCCGGUUCAAAGUAGUGUUAAUUCUGGACCAGAUUCCUAUAGGAUAUCAGAAAAUCGUGAUUUAGACGAACCUCCAGCUCCACCCGUUGCUAGCCGUCCUGAAAGAACUAAAUCUAUUUAUACCAAGCCUGUUGAAGAAACCAUAACACCCCUUCUACCGCUGAAAGCAACAUUGGACAAUAAUAAAAAUGCUGCAGUAUCACCUGUUCAUAAUACGGCAAACAGUAAUAAUACUCUUACAACCACCGCCCAACAAACUCCCACAAAUAAAACACGCGUGCCUCAACAAACACGACCUAAAAAAAUGUCAGAUGAAGAAAUUCUAGAAAGGCUUAGGACUAUAGUUAGUGUUGGUGAUCCGAAUAGAAAAUAUACAAGAAUGGAGAAAAUUGGACAAGGUGCUUCUGGAACUGUGUAUACUGCAAUAGAAACCAGUACUGGAAUGGAAGUGGCUAUAAAACAAAUGCAUUUAGCCCAACAACCUAAGAAAGAAUUAAUUAUAAAUGAAAUUCUGGUCAUGCGAGAAAAUAAACAUCCUAAUGUUGUGAAUUAUUUGGAUAGUUACCUAGUUUCAGAGGAAUUGUGGGUUGUUAUGGAGUAUCUUCCAGGAGGGUCUUUGACUGAUGUUGUGACUGAAACUUGCAUGGACGAAGGACAAAUUGCUGCUGUAUGUCGAGAGGUUCUCCAAGCAUUAGAUUUCUUACACUCUAACCAAGUAAUACAUAGGGAUAUAAAAAGUGAUAACAUACUGCUAGGACUGGAUGGAAGUGUUAAAUUAACUGAUUUUGGCUUUUGUGCACAAAUUUCUCCUGAACAAAAUAAAAGGACAACAAUGGUUGGAACUCCUUAUUGGAUGGCACCAGAAGUUGUUACUAGGAAAUUAUAUGGGCCUAAGGUUGAUUUAUGGUCACUAGGAAUCAUGGCAAUUGAAAUGAUUGAAGGUGAACCUCCAUACUUAAAUGAAAACCCUUUAAAAGCAUUAUACCUUAUAGCAACUAAUGGUAAACCAGAAAUUAAGGAAAAGGAAAAACUUAGUCUUGUGUUUAGGGAUUUCCUUGAUCAAUGUUUAGAAGUGGAAGUUGAAAGGAGAGCCACAGCACUUGAAUUAUUAAAGCACCCAUUUUUGAAGUUGGCUCGGCCGCUAGCAAGUUUAACACCACUUAUAAUGGCAGCUAAGGAAGCAGCAAAAGGCCAUUAGCAUUUCUUUUAGAUUAGUUCAGUGUUUAAGUUUUAAUAUCAACUGAUUUGGAAUCCAACCAUUUACAUAAACAGUGAGAUAUAGUGAUGAAAUAUUUUUAAGGACCAAUGAUUAAUAAGUUUCUAAAAUGAGAGAAAUGUUCUAGUGUUCAUGCAUAUGUGAUAUAUAUGUGUGUAUUUUGAUGUUUUUAUAAAUUUGGAAAGGAACAGGUAAGAUCUAUUUGUUAUUCUAAAUUGGAAAGAUGUCUUGUUACCAAUUCUCCACAAUUUUUAUUAUAGUAUGUUUUUAACUAUGAUAGUCAGACAGUAGUAAA
Messenger RNA from Ctenocephalides felis (cat flea), 2216 nucleotides. RefSeq names its product serine/threonine-protein kinase PAK 3-like. Gene Ontology annotation, molecular function: protein serine/threonine kinase activity; ATP binding. Bases 176 to 1903 code for a protein of 575 amino acids. The record is from RefSeq and is a predicted model, not a curated record. Lineage: Eukaryota; Metazoa; Arthropoda; Insecta; Siphonaptera; Pulicidae. Gene Ontology annotation, cellular component: cytoplasm. The transcript has 11 exons. Gene Ontology annotation, biological process: protein phosphorylation; regulation of MAPK cascade; regulation of axonogenesis.